This is a messenger RNA of Cooperia oncophora, 666 nucleotides long. The record is from the annotation of a GenBank genome assembly. Lineage: Eukaryota; Metazoa; Nematoda; Chromadorea; Rhabditida; Trichostrongylidae.
AUGUACACCUACUUACUUGUGGCCAUUACGGUUUCCCUAGCAGCCUCCCAAAAGCAGGGAAGCGAAAGCAAAACGACUUCACUGGCAGCGACCGAUUUGGCUGCCUUAGCUGGAAAUAAGAACAACAAGGGGGAUGGAAAGCCUCCUGUGGAUGUCAGUGGUCUGGCUGCACUUAUCGGCCAAGGCCUUAGCCAGCAUGGAAACGGAAUGCCAAUGAACGGAAAGUUCCCUCCCUUUGGAUACAAUUCGAUGAAUGGAGGCCCAUUCGGCUACGGUCCAAUGAAUGGAGGUUCAUUCGGAUAUGGCCCGGGAAAUAGACACUUCCCAUCAUCCGGAUAUCCUUCAAGAAACUUCCCAACAUACGGAUAUGGCCCGGGACUAGGAGGUUUCCCCCAGUUCGGAUAUGGCCCUAUGGCUGGAAGUUUUCCUCAUUUCGGAUAUGGACCUGGUGGUUUUUCUGGAGAACAUAACUAUGGCCCAAAUGGGGGACAUCGACCGAGUACCAGGCGUCCAUCCCAUGGAGACUUUGGAUUCAACAACGGAGGAAACGCGCCCAUCACUGGGAGGAUUUGGAUACAACAACGCAGGCAUGAAGGUGUGAAGAGCAACAUUUCAGACACUCGCCCUAGUGGAGGCUCAUCCCUAUUUGCUUCAUGUGUUUUUUGA